UCAAUCGAUGGUUCUAGCCCGUUCUAGAUCAUUAGCGAAGUGACUUGAAAGGCAAGGAAAGGGUUGAUAAGUGUAUAAAUAUGGCAAGUCGACAGAUGUACCCCAAUCCUUACAUGACUCAACAGCCAAAUAGUAACGAUUUACCGCCAGGGUGGGAAAUGAUUUUGGAUAAGAUGACAGGAUGGCCGUAUUUUAUUGACCAUAACACCAGACAGACAACUUGGGAAGAUCCCCGCAUCCGAAUGGGUCAGAGACAACAACAGCAACCACCAUACGGAGGAGGAAAUUUACGUGAACUUCCAGUCAAGCACGAAAAUAGCAGCAUGCAACAGCAGUAUCCACAGAUGCCUCAACCCUAUCCUCAGCAGCAGCAGUAUCCGCAGCAAUCGUAUCCACAACAACAGUAUCCACAGCAGCCCUAUCCUCCUCAGCAAUCGUGGCAGAAUCCCAUCUCCACAGCCAGUGAUACCCACAUGGCCAGUCCCCCAAGGACAGCAACCCCCCCUAGGGUUGGCACACCACCAAGGCAUGGUGUGAACUUUCCCCAACAACAGGGAAGAUCCUCCCCAGUCGUCAGAGAGAUCCCUAUACAUCAUGUAACAACACCAGGAAAUAGAGGACAACAGACUGAGACCCCCUCUCAAGGUCCUAAUGCAGAUUUGGGAAGUUAUACAAUAUACACCGGAGUAUCUGGGGGACCUCAACAGACUCCGAAUAGUACACAGAGCUACCAACAACAGGGGCCAACUGGUCAACCUCCUGGUCAGUAUUCCCAGUCUCACCAACAACAGCCAUCAGUUGCUGCACAGUCGGUCUUUCCACCAAGUCAGCCUCAGAACUAUAGACAGGAGCCACCAAACUUCAACACGCCUAGACCUCAACAGCCAUACCACCAUCCACCCCAAGCAUCCUACCAGCAUCCACCCCAAUCAUACCAACCACCAGUGCAGCAGAGUUUCCCGCAACCACCCCAAAGCCAGCAACCAUCAGCCCCUCCUCCUAGCUUUCAACAGUCUUCAGCUGCAUCACAGGGCAUGCAGGGUGACGGUCCCCGACCAGUGGAGAGAGUCAUCCCAAUACACCACCAAUUGUCAAGCCAAGGUCAAGGCAACAACCAGGGUCAGGGUCAACAACAGACACAUUAUGAAGGCACACCUCACCCACGGCAACAGAUCCCCCAACCAGAUUACCCUAACUCUGCCCCGUCUGCUCCUCGGUCCACCCAGUUCAGUGCACCUCCAACAGUAAACCAGUCCAACACAGAGUCUGACAGGAAGGGCUCUUCUGACGAUGUUAACAGCCAGACUAAUGGACAUACUAGACCAGAUAAACCUAAGACUCCUAUGGACACCAUUUCAGGUAUUCUCUCAGAGGUCAGAGAGUAUGAAGAAAAAGUGGCUAACUUUCAGGGUUUAAAGACUGAUAAAGAAUAUAAAUAUCUUGAAGAAAUGCUUACUCGUAAUUUAUUGAAGUUGGAUGGCAUCGAGUCGGGAUCAAACAUUGACAUUCGACAAGCACGUAAAAAUGCUGUACGUGAAAUCCAAUCUAGCUUGGAUCAAUUAGAACUAAAAGCUUUCUCUGCAGAACAGAGUGUGGACUCUAGUCGUGAUAGUGCGUCGGAACAGACGGGAAGCACAUCCGACAAUAACAAGCAGCAGAAUAUAUCACAUAUUUCUGUAUCUUCAUCUGAUGAUAAACCAGAUCCCACCAAAGUCAAAGAAAUGGUUUUAGACAGUGAAGUUAACUGCUAGCUGUGAUAAUAUUACUAGAUUCUUGAUAUAUUGAUAUUAUUGUCUUUUCUUUAGAUUUAUUGUACAAUGUACUUGUUUCUUUAUAACUUAUGGGAGGCAAUAUAGGUGAUAGACUUUGUAGAGGCUUGUUUUUCAUCCUGUUUGGUAACAUUACAAAAUAUGAAUGCUAGGUCAUAAUCAAAAGAAACAAACAGCACAAGAAUUGUAAAACAUUCCUUGUUUUUAUACAUGGAACUGUUCUCAAUCUUUGCUUACAACAUGCUUUGAAAAUGCAUGUUAAAUUAUUUGACAAACUUUUGAAUUUUUCUUCAAAUAUAAUAUGUGGAGCCUAUAAUGACAAACCAUAAUAGAUACACUAUCUGUUGAAGCUGUUGGAAUAGAACCCUGAAAACAAAACUAUAUGAAAAAAGAAAUAAAAUAGAAAAUAGAAUUAUUGUAUUUUUACCGAUUUGUAAUUGCAAGUGUUGUAGAAUAGAAAAAUAAUGUUUUUAACUAAUUUGCAUCCCAAAUUUCCUGCCAGAUCUCAAGGUAUUUCAAUCAGGCAAGGUUUAAUAUUCUUAUUUUGUUUGUUUGAGAGAUUUUGCAUGUUGGUACUAAUUUAACUACUUGUAUUGAUAUGAUGACUCCUGUGUCGGAAGAGUAUAUUUUUUCUGAUCAAUUUAUAUAUACACAACUUUAACACUGCAAAAAUAUCCAUCAUGUAGACAAUUCUGUACCAUAGAUGUGCUGUUUUCUUUUGAAAAAAUAUAUUUGGAUUUAUGUGUUUGGGAUUCAUGUACAUUUGUAUGUGAUGUAGGCAUGUCUGUUUACUUUUUAGUAGCUACUGAUCAUGUAAACCUUUUUAUAAAAACUAAAUUUAAGAAUUAAAUGACAAUUUUUUUCAAUUAAAACCCAUUAUUAUUGGUGAAAUAAUAGUUAAUCACUCACAGGGCUUUGCUUGACCAUUAGAUAAAUAUUUCUGACUCCCAAAAUUUUAUUUCACUCUUGUGUUUACAAGAAGAAGUCAUUUUCACAUAUUUAUUUGACUUUUAGAAUUGCGGAAUGUCAAGGGUCAACUUUGCCACUGUGGCCAGAUUUUUACAUUGGAAUACGUUGUACAAUAUUUUGUGUUUGCAAUCUGUUAUAGGGAGAUUUAGGAAUUAUGAACGGAAAACAAGGGGAAGGUUGUGACUAAAUGUAGCAAGGUGUUACUUAUAUAUCAAGGUUCUCAUAUUAUUAUUGCAGAAUUUUUGUUUUUGGUGAAUGUAACUUAUUAUUUUUAAGUAAAAAACAUACUGGGACACAACUUGGCAUGCCUGUCUAUCUGAAGGUCCAGGCGAGCAUUUCAAAAUUGUUUGUCCCAAUCAGCAGUGAUCUAGUCUUACAUGUGAUGUACAAAAUCAUAAGUUGAGAUGAAAGCCAAAAAUUAAUUGUUGAAUUAUAAUAUGUUUGUAUAUAUAUUUACUUAGAGAAAUAUUUGUCUCCUAAAACUGUGAACAAGUCAUUAUAACACAAUAUGUGUUCAUAUUCGUGGUUAAUUCUUGUAAAAGGAAAACAUGUAAUAUAUACUUUUCCUUUUACAAAGUUGUUACAGUUUCUGUUGGUUGUACAUAUUAUUUAUCAAAUAAAAGUUGUUUGCAGAUGCUUUCGUAUUAUUAGAUUCAGUCUUUUGUAUUGUAUUCAUAACAUAUGUUGAAGUGUGUCUUAAGGCUGCUUGUUAUAGAACAAAGACAUAUUAUUGAUGUGCUAGUUUCUGAAAUUUUACCAUUCAGGGGAAUGUGUAUAAUUGAAACAUUAAAUUUCCCAAUAUAUUUGUAGUACAGGAACAUGUUUUAAAUACCCGUUCCCUAUUAUAGAUGACAAGUCAAAUCAAAAUUUCUUCCAAUGUUCCAGUGUGUUGAUGUGUAAGCCUACAAACAAAAGUACAUGUAUUUUUUUUUUAAUUUUUAUCUAUUUUUUUGUUUUUGAUGAAUUGGUCCCAUGAACAGUAAUACUAAGUUAGCUCUUCCUUGGUUCUUUACUGUACAACCUGGUCUUGUUUCCUAUAGACAUGGUACAACUUAGCUUGGUCUGUUUUCCUAUAGACGUGGUACAACUUGGUCUUGUUUCCUAUAGACUUUGUACAACUUGAUCCAGUUUCCUGUAGACUUGGUAUAACUUGAUCCAGUUUCCUGUAGACUUGGUACAACUUGGUCUUGUUUCCUGUAGACUUGGUACAACUUGAUCCAGUUUCCUGUAGACUUGGUACAACUUGGUCUUGUUUCCUGUAGACUUGGUGUAACUUGAUCCAGUUUCCUGUAGACUUGGUAUAACUUGAUCCAGUUUCCUGUAGACUUGGUAUAACUUGAUCCAGUUUCCUGUAGACUUGGUACAACUUGGUCUUGUUUCCUAUAGACAUGGUACAACUUGGUCUGUUUUCCUAUAGACGUGGUACAACUUGGUCUUGUUUCCUAUAGACUUUGUACAACUUGAUCCAGUUUCCUGUAGACUUGGUAUAAUUUGAUCCAGUUUCCUGUAGACUUGGUACAACUUGGUCUUGUUUCCUAUAGACAUGGUACAACUUGGUCUGUUUUCCUAUAGACAUGGUACAACUUGGUCUUGUUUCCUAUAGACUUUGUACAACUUGAUCCAGUUUCCUGUAGACUUGGUAUAACUUGAUCCAGUUUCCUGUAGACUUGGUACAACUUGGUCUUGUUUCCUGUAGACUUGAUGUAACUUGAUCCAGUUUCCUGUAGACUUGGUACAACUUGGUCUUGUUUCCUGUAGACUUGGUGUAACUUGAUCCAGUUUCCUGUAGACUUGGUAUAACUUGAUCCAGUUUCCUGUAGACUUGGUACAACUUGGUCUUGUUUCCUAUAGACUUGGUACAACUUGGUCUUGUUUCCUAUAUACUUGGUACAACUUGGUCUUGUUUCCUAUAGACUUGGUACAACUUUGUCUUUUUUCCUAUAGACUUGAAACAACUUGAUCCAGUUUCCUGUAGACUUGGUAUAACUUGAUCCAGUUUCCUGUAGACGUGGUACAACUUGGUCUUGUUUCCUAUAGACUUGGUACAACUUUGUCUUUUUUCCUAUAGACUUGAAACAACUUGAUCCAGUUUCCUGUAGACUUGGUAUAACUUGAUCCAGUUUCCUGUAGACUUGGUAUAACUUGAUCCAGUUUCCUGUAGACUUGGUAUAACUUGAUCCAGUUUCCUGUAGACUUGGUACAACCUGGUCUUCUAAGUGCUGAUGGAUUUGUGCAAAUGUCUGCAGCUACUACCUAAAAUCAUUGUGGAAAUGAUGGAAAUUCAGCUGGGAUAUGUUAGCAAAAUAAUACAUUAAGAGAUAAUUGAUCAUUUAUAAAUUGAUUCAGUCUGACUCCUGUUGUGCUAGAUACUGGAUAGUAAGUUAAAGUCAUGGACACACUACUACUGGGUAUUGAUGUUAUAUAUGCUUUAAACUUGCAUUGUGUUGUUUUAGUACAAAGAAUUUAAUGAUGUGUUUGUUUGCUACAUUUUGGUUUGAGAUAAACCUAAGGGCAUACAGUUAAUGUACUUUAGUGUUCAGCUGUGCAGAUUGAAGCUCUGAAGUUUACAUUGUAUGGACAUGUAUUGGUGAAAUGUAUACCAUAUUUUCCCCACACUUAACAUAUUUUCAUGUUUCUGCUAGCAUUAAGUGAAAUUACCUCAUUUUAAUUAUAGCCCUGAUAUUCAGAAAAUACCACCAUGGCAUCAUCACUUAUAUAAACGAUACAGGAAUAUAUAAUGUGAUGUGUGUCAUUAUUGAUAAUGGCAUGGUUUAUUGUGUAUACAUGUAGUUAUCACAACUUGAAGUAUAUUUAAAUCUUCAGGAUAACGGUUUUUGAAGUUUGCAAAGCCUUCUUCAACCUUUAAAAUCUCUCCCAUGGAAUAACAUUUCACUGUCUAUAUCAUACAAGUUAUAGACUCUGUUUCUCUUUCUACGCAAAACAAAGGUUAUAGAUUUUUUUCUCGUUUACACAUCACACAAAAAUUGUAGACACAAUUUCUUUUUCUACACAACACAAAGGUUAUAGAUUCCUUUUUUUAAGACAUGAAUACAUCACACACAAGUUAUACAGACUCUAUUUCUCUUUCUACACAACAUUUUUAGAUUCUAUUUCUCAUUUUACAUCACACUAUAGAUAUAUAUUCUAUUUGUCUGUGUCAAUAAUGUUACACAUGGAUUAUAGAUGAUAUUAUGUAUGUAACAAAGUUGAUAUUUUAAAGUACAAAACCCACCUUCAAAAUAGGUUAAUUACCUCGUGUUAUAUAUGGUCUAUUCACUAAAAUCUGCUUGAUGUUUGUUUUACAACCCAUUCACAAUUUGAGUCAUUUUGGGCCAACUGUUUGAUGACUUUGUAAGGAAAUGAAAUGUCACAAAAAUAUUUACAUUGAUAACACUUAUGUCAAUUCAGUAAUCAAUAAUAUCGGAUACAUAUUUAUUCUGGAGUCUUAGCAUUAAUACAAUAUUAGAUAUGGACCUACAGCUUCUUUCUAUGUACUGACCUUGAAUGACCUUUUGGUGUUGAUGGAUCUUAACAACAUCAAACAAAAUCUUUAUGUCAGAUUCUCCAUGAUUUGAAGGCCAAAAGUAAACAUGAUUUUGCCAUCCAUUUUAGCAUUCGGUACUACUUUGCUUGAUUUCACUUGUAAGAUAGAAUCAAGUUGCACAGUGGCAAAUUAGUUUGGGGGAGAUAACUCUUAACAGAAGUAUGAUAUGUAUAUGGUAGCAUGUAACCAUUUAUAGUAGGUUUUCACAGAGCUGCAUAUAAGGCUGCAUGCAUUUCCAUUUAGGAUACAAUAUAGGGCGACGUUCAGUGUAUUUUUGUACAUUAAUAUUUCAAAAAAUAUUUUGAUGUUACAAAAAAUACAUAAAAUAAAGAAACAGAUUAAUGUAGUUUUACAAAUUGUACUACUAUAAAUGUAGAAAUUAAUUUUAUAGGUUAAUUACUCAUACAUGUAGGACCAAUUAUGAUUGUUCUGAUUCUUUGUGUUCUCUUUGUUAUUAGCAGUGCUACAAUAAUGUUAUCAAAUAUUCUUUUAUUUUUUUUCUGCCUCAUUUUAAUUGUCGUUGGGGUAUAUUCCUGGUGUGAAGCUUUAAAUUACAGAUUUUUGAGGUUGUGUGUCCAUAACUGUAGAUACUCUUUUUGUUUUGUUAUAUUUUUAAAAGAAAGUGUUGAUAAGAGUAGAUAUCCAUUUGUAUACAAAAAUACAAAUUUAUACAAAACUUGUCUACCUCCUCUGCAGCAAUAUGUCAAUAAAAGGGGAGAUAACUGUGUGAAUUAGGGAGAUUCCGUUAAUUUAGGAAUGAUAUGCAUGCGACAUUGCGAUUGAUAACUGAGUGAUAAGUGCUGUGGACUUGUUUAGGAAUGUGAUUAUAUUGUUUGUGUAGUAAUUAAUAUGCUUAAAUUGUCACAAAAAAUCCAGGAUGUUUUCGUAUGCAUACGUAGAUUUAUCUUGCUCUCAUUUUGAAUGCUGCAUAUUAAACUUAUUUAUUAAAAUGCUCUACCUUUACA
This is a messenger RNA of Pecten maximus, 7247 nucleotides long. RefSeq names its product BAG family molecular chaperone regulator 3-like. Lineage: Eukaryota; Metazoa; Mollusca; Bivalvia; Pectinida; Pectinidae. The record is from RefSeq and is a predicted model, not a curated record. Gene Ontology annotation, cellular component: cytoplasm. The coding region runs from base 81 to 1751 and encodes 556 amino acids. Gene Ontology annotation, biological process: cell migration; regulation of hippo signaling; negative regulation of organ growth. Gene Ontology annotation, molecular function: kinase binding; protein-folding chaperone binding; molecular adaptor activity. The transcript has 2 exons.